CGGUGGGGCAGGCGGUGGGGCUGGCGGGUGGGCCAUGGCCCGUGGGGGGCGCCUGCUCCUCCUCCGGCUGCUCUGGGCCCUGGCCCUGGGGGGCGGGGAGGGCGCGCGGGGCUUCGGCGACGAGGAGGAGCGCCGCUGCGACCCCAUCCGCAUCCCCAUGUGCCAGAACCUGGGCUACAACGUCACCAAGAUGCCCAACCUGGUCGGGCACGACCUCCAGACCGACGCCGAGCUCCAGCUCACCACCUUCACCCCGCUCAUCCAGUACGGGUGCUCCAGCCAGCUGCAGUUUUUCCUCUGCUCAGUCUAUGUUCCCAUGUGCACAGAAAAGAUUGACAUCCCCAUUGGAUCCUGUGGUGGCAUGUGUCUCUCCGUCAAAAGGCGAUGUGAGCCCGUCUUGAAGGAAUUUGGUUUCUCUUGGCCGGAGAGUUUGAACUGCAGCAAGUUUCCACCCCAGAAUGACCAUAACCAUAUGUGCAUGGAAGGCCCAGGGGAUGAAGAGGUGCCCAUCCACAGCAAAACCCUCCUUCAUCCUGGGGAGGAAUGCCAGAGCUUUGGUACCAAUUCUGACCAAUACAUCUGGGUCAAACGGAGCCUGAACUGCGUGCUCAAGUGUGGCUACGAUGCUGGUCUCUACAGCCGAUCGGCCAAGGUGUUCACCGACAUUUGGAUGGCCGUCUGGGCCAGCCUGUGCUUCAUUUCCACUGCCUUCACAGUCUUGACCUUUCUGAUUGACUCCUCUCGCUUUUCCUACCCUGAGCGCCCCAUUAUAUUUCUGAGUAUGUGCUACAAUAUUUAUAGCAUUGCUUAUAUUGUCCGACUGACCGUCGGCCGGGAGAGGAUUUCCUGCGAUUUUGAAGAGGCAGACGCACCCGUUCUUAUCCAAGAGGGCCUUAAGAACACAGGAUGUGCUAUAAUUUUCCUGCUGAUGUACUUUUUUGGGAUGGCGAGCUCCAUCUGGUGGGUGAUCCUGACAUUGACGUGGUUUCUGGCUGCCGGACUCAAGUGGGGUCACGAGGCCAUCGAAAUGCACAGCUCCUAUUUCCAUAUAGCAGCUUGGGCCAUCCCAGCGGUGAAAACAAUUGUCAUUUUGAUCAUGAGACUGGUGGAUGCAGACGAGCUGACUGGACUUUGUUAUGUCGGAAACCAGAACUUGGAUGCACUCACGGGUUUUGUUGUGGCUCCCCUUUUCACCUAUUUGGUGAUCGGGACUCUUUUCAUUGCAGCUGGCUUGGUGGCUUUAUUUAAAAUCCGGUCCAACCUUCAGAAGGACGGGACCAAAACGGACAAGCUGGAGCGGCUCAUGGUGAAAAUCGGGGUCUUUUCGGUGCUCUACACCGUCCCAGCUACCUGCGUCAUUGCUUGUUACUUUUACGAAAUCUCCAAUUGGACGAUCUUCCGCUAUUCAGCGGAUUACUCCAACAUGGCUGUGGAAAUGCUCAAGAUUUUCAUGUGCCUGCUCGUGGGCAUCACGUCGGGCAUGUGGAUUUGGUCAGCCAAAACGCUGCACACCUGGCAGAAGUGCUCCAACAGACUGGUGAACUCAGGGAGGGUAAAACGAGGGGAGAAAAGAGCCAACGGGUGGGUGAAGCCUGGGAAGGGGAAUGAGACUGUGGUAUAGAAACACAAACGUUACCAGUGGGCAGUCUCUGCUUCUCCUUUUCUCCCUCCCGGUGUGAGAAGAGUUGCCUGCACAGCAGAGCAGAAGUAGUUGAUCUGGGAGAGGAAUCAGACAGGAUCUUGGCAGUUCUGCAGAAUUUGGGGAUUACUUGGGCAGAGAAGACCCCACCGCAAGGACCCGUGCACUGCAAACGGUAGAGCAGAGCUCCUGAAAAGGAAACACGAAAGCCUUCCACGGCUUCAGAAAGCUGUGAAAACAAACCUCAGCACCCCCUGGGACUUCUGUCGUAAAGCAGCGUCCUUGCGCCUUGAGAAACUGUGGAACUUUGCACCGUCCUUCUAUAAUGCAAAAUGUGCCUUCUCUCUUUCUUUUGUCUUAAAUUCUCCUUUAGCCUUCUUCACAGAUCAUGUAUUUAGCCAUAUCUCAGUGCAAAAAAGGAAAGAAUUCAGAGGGCAAACAUCUGGUGGUGUAGAGAACUCUUGCGGGGAGCAAAUAGUUGCCAUCUUCAGGAAACUUGUAAUCCAGAGGUCUGCCACACAGGAGGGCAGAGGUUUAUGUUCCAUAUUGGUUCCUAUACCAUGGCAAUAUUUAUUUUUUAUUACCUUACAAUAUCAGACAGGGCUAUGCAAGCUGUCAGAUUCUACAGAGCUCUUAAUCCAACUAGAGUGGUUCUCAACCUGGGGUCCCCAGAUGUUUUUGGCCUUCAACUCCCAGAAAUCUUAACAGCUGGUAAACCGGCUGGGAUUUCUGGGAGUUGUAGGCCAAAAACAUCUGGGGACCCCAGAUUGAGAACCACUAAACUAGAUGGUCAACAAAGCAAGCAGCAGUCAAGAGGGGAAAGCUGGCUGUUGUUGGAGCCACAGAGCCUGCUUUAAGUUAUAAGAUGGAAUGUCAAAGGUGGUAGUAGAUGUUCAAAUUAGGCACUCUGUCAGUGGUUCUCAACCUGUGGGUCCCCUGAUGUUUUGGCCUUCACCUCCCAGAAAACCGUAACAGUUGGAAAAACUGACUGGGAUUUCUGGGAGUUGUAGGCCAAAACACCUGGGGAUCCACAGGUUGAGAACCACUUCUCUAUGUGGUUGCAUACUUCUGGUAGUACCCAGGACUGCCACAAAGACUGGUUGUGAAAAUAUAUGAUCCAGUUGUUCUGUG
This is a messenger RNA of Anolis sagrei ordinatus, 2770 nucleotides long. RefSeq names its product frizzled class receptor 4 (gene FZD4). Gene Ontology annotation, molecular function: Wnt receptor activity; Wnt-protein binding. The record is from RefSeq and is a predicted model, not a curated record. Gene Ontology annotation, cellular component: plasma membrane. Gene Ontology annotation, biological process: retina vasculature morphogenesis in camera-type eye; canonical Wnt signaling pathway; non-canonical Wnt signaling pathway. NCBI's taxonomy places the organism in Eukaryota, Metazoa, Chordata, Lepidosauria, Squamata, Anolidae.